Williopsis jadinii is the source of this 639-nucleotide messenger RNA. RefSeq names its product H(+)-transporting V1 sector ATPase subunit E (gene VMA4). Lineage: Eukaryota; Fungi; Ascomycota; Saccharomycetes; Phaffomycetales; Wickerhamomycetaceae. The record is from RefSeq and is a predicted model, not a curated record. Bases 1 to 639 code for a protein of 212 amino acids. The transcript has 2 exons. Gene Ontology annotation, biological process: proton transmembrane transport. Gene Ontology annotation, molecular function: proton-transporting ATPase activity, rotational mechanism. Gene Ontology annotation, cellular component: proton-transporting two-sector ATPase complex, catalytic domain.
AUGGAGUCCUUCAUCAAGAAGGAGGCUGACGAGAAGGCCAAGGAGAUCCAGCUCAAGGCCGAUGAGGAGUACGAAAUCGAAAAGGCAAACAUUGUCCGCUCUGAGAUUGCUGCCAUUGACGCCCUGUACGCACAGAAGACCAAGAAGGCGUCGCUUGCACAACAAAUCACAAAGUCCACCAUUGCAAACAAGACCAGACUCAAAGUGUUGUCCCAGAGAGAAACCGUUCUGGACGAUAUCUUUGCGCAAGCCGAGGAGGACUUGAAGAAGAUUAGCAAGGACAAGGCCAGAUACGAGCCUGUUCUUGCCGGCUUGAUCGAGGAGGGCCUCUUGACUAUCCUGGAGAAGAAGGUCAGCAUCAAAGUGCGUGAAGCAGACUUGGACGUUGCGAAGAAGGCCCUCGCCACGGCAGCUGCCGAGUUUGAGAAGAAGACUGGAUACCCGGUAGAGGUCACCAUUAAUGAAUCCGAAUACUUGAACAAGGACCUUGCUGGAGGUGUUGUUCUUACAAACGGUAGUGGUAGAAUCGAUGUUGAUAACACUUUGGAGGAGAGAUUGAAAUUGCUUUCUGAGGAGUCCCUUCCAGCUAUUAGACUGUCACUUUUCGGACCAUCCAAGACUAGAAAGUUCUUUGAUUAG